This is a messenger RNA of Lathyrus sativus (Indian pea), 936 nucleotides long. Lineage: Eukaryota; Viridiplantae; Streptophyta; Magnoliopsida; Fabales; Fabaceae. The record is from the annotation of a GenBank genome assembly.
AUGGCCUCCUCUCAGGCUCAACAUCGCUGUGUCUUCGUUGGGAAUAUACCAUAUGAUGCAACGGAAGAACAACUUAUUGAAAUCUGCCAGGAAGUUGGUCCCGUUAUUUCAUUCAGAUUAGUCAUUGAUAGAGAAACUGGGAAACCUAAAGGUUAUGGAUUUUGUGAGUAUAAGGAUGAAGAGACGGCUUUAAGUGCUCGUAGGAAUCUUCAAGGCUAUGAUAUUAAUGGGCGUCAAUUACGUGUUGAUUUUGCCGAAAACGAUAAAGGGAACGAUAGAAAUAAAGAUCAGGGUCGUGGAGGACCAGGAAUGACGCCAAUUGUUGACCCUCAGAAACAAGUAGGCAUCCCAGCUGUCCAAGGGGAAUCUGCGCAAGCAGCUCAACAUCAACCUAUUGGUCUUCAUUUUGCCGUAACAGUUGCAGCUGUCAUGACUGCAGCUCUUGGUGGUGCUCAGACUGGCACCCAAUCAAAUCAAAGCGGUUUGCAAAAUCAGUCAGCAUUGACAAAUGAUGCUUUAACUUUGCAUCUGUCCAAAAUGUCCAGGAGCCAGCUGACUGAGAUGAUCUCCGAGGUUAAGGGAAUGGCUAUACACAACAAGGAGUUGUCCCGUCAGUUGUUGCUUUCAAGGCCACGGUUGCCUAAGGCUCUUUUCCAGGCUCAGAUAAUGCUAGGAAUGGUCACCCCCUUAAUGCUACAAAUGGAAAAUCUUAGACAAGGUUCAGAUCAAACCUCACAGUUAAUAAAUGAAGGCCACAUUGGUCAGACUCCGCAAACAUUAGCUCAAACUGUGGUUGGUCUACCUCCAUAUGGACAGAGCAAAUUGCAGUUUGGCUUGACACCUUACUUACAAGAAGGCCAAGCCAACCCUCUACCUCAUAACCCUUUGGCUCCUAAAUCAAUCAACCGCAAAUCCAAGGCCUAUGCUGCAGCCUAG